AUGGACACCCUAACAAUGAAGCAUGGGCUUGCGUCCGCUAUUCCUUCUCUACCCAUAGAUCAACACGACAUCGAUUCGUUGUCUCCAGGACUGAAGCGGGAACUCGAGCGAUUGGAGCAGGAGUUUUCAGUGGACGCCGAAAAAUUGAAGGAAAUCAGUCUGCAGUUUGAGCGAGAGUUGGAGGAUGGGCUAUCCAAGUAUGGCGCCAACAUUUCGAUGAACGUAACCUGGGUGCUGGGCUGGCCAGAUGGACACGAGAAUGGUUACUUCCUGACGGUCGACCUCGGUGGCACCAACCUCAGAGUCUGCUGGAUCCAUCUCACCGAGCGCAGUGGCGAUAUCAAAGUCACCCAGGAGGAGUAUAAGCUUGCAGAUGAAAUCAAGACUGGAGGGGCAGAGGAACUAUUCGACUUCAUCGCGCAGUGUCUUGGUGAAUUCAUCCGACAGCACGAUCUCAAGGGCACGAAGGAAGAUCCACUUCAGCUGGGCUUUACUUUCAGCUAUCCGGCUCACCAGGAGUAUAUCGACCAUGGCAAGCUCGUCACGUGGACUAAAGGUUUUGAGAUUGCGGGUGUUGAAGGGGAGGAUGCUGCUGGAUUGCUAAGAGCGGCUAUCGAGAAGAAGGCAAGACAUCCUCAUCCUGCCGAUGGCAUCUUUCUCUGA
Messenger RNA from Saxophila tyrrhenica, 663 nucleotides. RefSeq lists its product as uncharacterized. The transcript has 2 exons. Gene Ontology annotation, biological process: glucose 6-phosphate metabolic process; intracellular glucose homeostasis; carbohydrate phosphorylation. Gene Ontology annotation, cellular component: mitochondrion; cytosol. Gene Ontology annotation, molecular function: D-glucose binding; glucokinase activity; mannokinase activity. NCBI's taxonomy places the organism in Eukaryota, Fungi, Ascomycota, Dothideomycetes, Mycosphaerellales, Extremaceae. The record is from RefSeq and is a predicted model, not a curated record. The coding region runs from base 1 to 663 and encodes 220 amino acids.